Lineus longissimus is the source of this 2157-nucleotide messenger RNA. RefSeq lists its product as uncharacterized. The record is from RefSeq and is a predicted model, not a curated record. The coding region runs from base 1 to 2157 and encodes 718 amino acids. The transcript is spliced from 2 exons. Lineage: Eukaryota; Metazoa; Nemertea; Pilidiophora; Heteronemertea; Lineidae.
AUGGAUACAUUCGAAAUCUCCCUACUCAUUGGAGCCGAUCAUUAUUGGAAUAUCGUGGGAAAUCACAAUGUUCGGGGCAAGGGCCCUAUUGCUGUGUCAUCCAAGCUUGGAUAUUUGCUAUCAGGUCCAAACCCCACAGUUACCACUUCAGUGUUUUCCACGAAUGUCAUGAACGCAUCAGUCGCCACCCAACUCGAGAAAUUCUGGGACAUUGAAAGCACUGGAAUAACGGACAAGACCACGACAAAGGACAAUACGUAUGAGGAUUACACCGAAACCCAUUUGCGCAAGGAAGACAAUCGUUUAUAUUCCCAAGUUACCAUGGAGAGAGGACCAUCCACCACUCACAACAAACUACAACCAAAUCUGGAGAAGGCCUUUCUACACAUCGGAUUGGACGAAAGCGACCAGCAGUGGACGAAAUUUCUAUGGCUCAGCGAUCCAGAUGACCCCGAAUCUCCCUUCAUCGUUUUCCAAUUCAAAGCUGUACUGUUUGGAGCAGUCUGCUCACCGUUCAUACAGAACGCAACUGUUAAGCACCAUCUAGAGAUGAACGCGAGCCCCGUAUCGCAGGACAUUAGCAAGAAUACAUACGUUGACAACAUUAUCAGCGGGGCAAAAACGGAGGAGGAUUUAGUGAAUUACUAUCGCGAGGCAAACAUGCUCACUAAAGACGCUGGAUUCAACUUACGAGAAUGGGCUACAAACUCAGUGGAACUACCUAACAUUGCACAAAACGAAAACCGUCCUAACUCCGAUCCGGAAACCAAUGUAUUGGGGAUUACUUGGAAUACCAAUACGGACGAAUUAGCAUAUCCAGACAAACGCGCACGCUCCACGGACAAUGAUAAAACAUUGACAAAACGCGAGUGUCUAAAGAUUACUGCCGGGAUUUACGACCCCCUAGGAUUCUUGGCUCCGACGCACAUUCGUGCGAAAAUGUUCAUCCAAAAACUUUGGCGCGAAAAUCUUCAGUGGGAUGAACCCAUGUCUGAAGAGCUGCACAACGAAUGGAUUAAUCUUAAUCAGGAUCUGUUGGCCGUAACUGACAUUACUGUACCAAGGCCAUACUUCAGCUCCAUGCAAACUGACGCACCAUACCAACUGCACGUGUUUUGUGAUGCCAGUGCCGGAGCUUACGGAUGCGUUGUUUACCUACGUCAAGUCAACACAAACACUGUGUCCAUUGUUUUGUCAAAGGCCAGGGUGACAUCUGUUAAAACACUAACAAUUCCACACGCAGAACUUAUGGCAGCCUUACUACGCGCACGACUGUUAAACUUCGUCACCAACAGUUUAAAGAAACAACUGGCUAUAAAAGAGUCAAUGUUAUGGUUAGACAGCCAGAUCGUGUUACAUUGGCUCAGCAGCGACAAAAAAAUGACAUGUUUUGUACACAACCGAAUCACGGAAAUCAAAGCUUGUGACGUCAUCACCGAAUUCCGGUACUGCCCCACUGAUGACAACCCCUCAGACCUGGUCUCACGUGGAGUAUCUGCUGAGAACCUCUCUAAAAACAAUCUGUGGUGGACCGGACCGGAUUGGCUGAAAACCGGAGAUUGGUCAACGUGCGAAAUAGGUCAACCUGAUGUGCAAACUGUACUUGCUGCUAUUGCCAACGAGGAAGCAAUUAACACUGUAAAUGUCAACAAUGUCGCGUGCCAGCCUGCUGCGCCCUGUGGGAUAAUGCACAUUCUUGACUCUGAGCGAUAUAGUUCUUUGCGGCGGCUUUUACGCAUCAGCGCUCUCGUGCUGCGAUUCAUUAACAACCUCAAAAGUAAGAAGGAAAAUCGCCUACACCCGGAGUUAAAUGCCAGUGAAAAAAAUGAGGCGGAACAAAGAUGGAUCAGAGACACUCAAACAUAUUACUACAGAGAGGAAAUGAAGAAUCUGAAAAUGAAAGCAGAAAAACUGGGAACCCUAGCGCGUCAAUUACGGCUCUUCAUUGACAAUGAUGGCAUUUUGAGAGUUGAUGGCCGACUCCAUAAUGCGCCCAUGCAAUACACCAUGAAGUUUCCCAUCUUGAUUCCACCGAAAAGCCGACUCGCAACUCUUAUCAUUCUUGACUGCUACGCCAAACAAACCACUCAGGACUACAAUCCACAACCACUUAUAUUCGACACAGAUAUUGGAUCACACAGAUCCGCGUCACUGUGA